Myxocyprinus asiaticus (Chinese sucker) is the source of this 3153-nucleotide messenger RNA. RefSeq lists its product as uncharacterized. The transcript has 7 exons. The record is from RefSeq and is a predicted model, not a curated record. The coding region runs from base 1 to 1260 and encodes 419 amino acids. NCBI's taxonomy places the organism in Eukaryota, Metazoa, Chordata, Actinopteri, Cypriniformes, Catostomidae.
AUGGGUUUGAAAGACAGAAAUCAGUCAGAUGUGUCUGAUGAACUCAGAAGACCUGUAAAUAAUUGUCUCUCAUCUUCAGAAUCAGCUUCCAUUUUCAGACUUGAAGAUGUGUCCAAACACUCAGAUAUCAGAGUAGAUGAAGAUGAUGAAAACUGCAGUAGAGGAAAAGAAGCAGCACAGCAGAUGAUGAGAUUCCUGGAGAAUAAAGAUCUGACAAAAAUCAAAGAAUCAUUUCUGCCCUGUCAGGGAAAACUGUGGCAUCAGUGGUGUCAGAAGAACAAAGAACUACAUCGACCUCGAGGGGGUGAUCUAGAGAUGGAGAUAAGUAGAAAGAAAACUGACAUGAAGAAAAUUCGAGAGCUGCAACAUGAAUCUGACAUCAGUGAGUUUAUAAAGUGCUUCAUUAAAGAAAUGAACUCAGAUGCUAAACGCGGUGUUCGUGACCCAGUGAAGAAGAUCUCUAGUGGGGAGAUUCACGGGCCGGAAACGAGGAUGCAGAGUUUCAGAAAAGAAAAGCGCCCAAUGCACGUGACUGUCCUUAAUAAAGGAGACAAGCCCAGAAUCUCCAAGUGCACGCUGUGUUGUGACAAGUAUCACUGCCCAUAUUGUGAGACGUGGGUCUACAAGCCAAGAGAGUUAAACAGUGUUGCUAACCACGUCCAGAACCAUCUGAAGUUGGCUUUCCAGCAAGACGAUUUCAUUAUCAUCAAGUGUAACUUGAAAUGCAGAGAGAACGCACAUUUCCAUUGCUGCUACUGUCCUGCCACUGUUCUGCGGAAAGUACAAUUAAGAAAUCAUCUCACAAAAUGCAAGCAGAAGGUAAAUAUUCAGUCUUCACACAACUCGGCAGCACCCGCAGCUCUGAUUGCAAAUACACCUCAACCAUCUACAUCUGCUCAGACCGCAACCCGACUACAACCUCCGCAUCCGCCCACCGCUCUGUGUAUGUUGACUGGACCCUGUUAUCUCCUGUGUACUCUGUUAUCUCCAUCUCAAAGCCUUAGUCAGGCACCACCACUUCCAUCUGCUCUGAUGACUUCUACAUCUGCACAGACAGCACCCCGACUACAAACAAGCAUGCCUCCAUCUCCUCGUGUUUUAUCCCCCCACAUGCCACCAACUACAGGCCAUUCCCCAACCAGAUCAAGACAAGUACGUAUUAAAUGUGCUCACUGCGGAAUUGAAAUAAACAAGAAAAACCUCCGCGUUCACAUUCAAAGGAAACAUACGGAUGUGAAACAGACAACUACACCAGUGUAACGCUGAAUUUGCACAUCAGCGUGGUUUGAUGGCAUUUGAACGCAGCCGUAUAAAAUCUUCGGCUUUCUGUCCUCGAAAUGGUGCAGCUAAAGCGGUUUGGUAAAGACAAAGUAAACAAAGUGGACUUUGGAAAGGCAGCGGACGGCUGAUAUGGUGGGAGUGACACGUUCUGUGGAGGUGACAGUUGCUAUUUCUGUAUUUGAGCCGAAAACAUCAUAUCACAGCAGGCUUGGAAGAGUGAAUUGCACGGACCUGCCCAUGGAAGACAAAGCGAUCAUGUGUGCACAAAUAAGCUGCCGAGUGGCACCUGUUUUAAAACAAUGCAUGGAAAUUCACAUGCUAAGUGAGCCCAUCCUCAUCCUAAACGGAACGAAGUUUAAGCAAUGUUUAGUUAACUUCUUGUUGUUUAAAAUAUGUCCCGCUCUUUUAAGGGAUUACUAAGUAAUACAAAGUCUGCAGCUACUGCAAAAUGAUGUUCCGGUACCAAGAAUUCACAGAUGGACUCCAUAAUUUUAAUGACCUUCUGCUGAUUUCGCUGCAUUUAUGUUUAAUUCUUCGCAUCGCUCUUCAGCCUACUUGACGCCUGCAUUAACUGUGGAUACUACCCAAAAGUGGAAAUCAUGAACCUCCACAAAAAAAGGAGUCUCGGGUGUGAUUUUGGGCCAUUUUUAUGAGUCUGACUCGCCAGUAAUAAGAAGAUCCUCUGAAGUUACUGUAGAUCUAUGCCACGUGAGCUCCUGUGUCGUGUCCUGAUGACUGUGGCCAUAGAAGAUGGCGAUGUGGGUUUCCUGCAGUUGUCGCUGACAUACAAAGUUUUCCAUGAUAUUGUUUGUCAGUCAACAUUCUGAAAACAGGCUCUCUUUGCCUGGCUCGACAGUAAAUUAUUCAACUCUUAAUAAAAACUGUGUUAAAAGUACUUGGUGUAUUGGGAUAUUAAGAAUGCAAAAUCCAAAGCAGUGUUAUGGAGCAAUGCAGCAAACAGCAUAUCAUCAAAGUUUGUAUGUACUGUAAAUGCCUUUCUUCAAAACAUCUGGGAUAUGUCAACGAUUAGCAACAACAUUUAUUUUGAUGCAUUAUUUUUAUUUAUUUUUUUUGUAUUUUUUUGUAUUUAUUUGCAGUGUCAGAUAAAAAAAAAACUCACAUUCAGGUCCUUAGAGGACAAAAAUCUGCCAUAAAAAUAUUAUAUAUUAAUAUUAUUUUCCGAUUUCACUGACUUCGAUUUUUUAACCAACAUCAGUCCUGAUCAUAACUACCAAAUAUUCAUUCAUUUUCAGGAUUUUAACCCUUUAAAUGCCAGUCUGUUUACAUAAUGCCACUGUUGUUUUUUUACACACAUUUCUCAAUACACACAUACAAAACACACACUGACAUUCAUACCAACACACACACACAAUUUUAUCUGCAUCAUUUAUUCAGUUGUCCUGUAGUGCUCUAUAAUACAGCAAACAGAGAAUAGGGGAAAAGCUUGUAUUUGCUCCAUAGGCUAAACAUGAGAAAAAUGGUGCCAUCUGGAGGAAAAUAUUAAAAAUGUAAAUUUUGAAGCCAGGGCUCUAGAAUGAAAGCAUAAUAUCAUAGAAUUCAUGAUUUUAUGCUUUAAUGGCACUGGGAUCAAAUAUUGCAGUUUUAAUGGGUUUCAAUGGGGACAUUUUUGUCCUGAAGGUCCUGAGAGUAACUAUUUUGUGUACACAGUGUAUUAUAGAUGUAUUAUAGGAACUGAGGUUGAUAUAUCAAAAUUCCCGUUGGCAUUAACACAGCCAAAAUUAUAAAAAAUUAAAAAGACAAAAAUGUCCCUUGUGGCCUUUGUUUGUGCUGUUGUAUGCUUUCUGUAACCAUGUUGUUUUUGUGUAUUGUUUGUAUUUUUUGCCAUUGAUAUAUGUAGGAAAAAUAAAUAAA